Humulus lupulus (European hop) is the source of this 3831-nucleotide messenger RNA. RefSeq lists its product as uncharacterized. The record is from RefSeq and is a predicted model, not a curated record. NCBI's taxonomy places the organism in Eukaryota, Viridiplantae, Streptophyta, Magnoliopsida, Rosales, Cannabaceae. Gene Ontology annotation, biological process: regulation of defense response to fungus. The coding region runs from base 524 to 3427 and encodes 967 amino acids. The transcript is spliced from 3 exons.
UUCAGUUUUAAUUUUAAUUAUUAUUUUCUUGUCUUUGAAGCUACGACUGGAAAGUGGUCUGGUCAGUGUAGAAAGAGAAGAACUCUCUGAGCUGAAAUUUUGGGUCUUGUGGUUAUAUACAGUGGGAUGAGUUGACCGUUGACCAUGUCGAAGUUUCUUUAGCACGGCAGAUACCGUUCUAUAUGCGAACCGAGACGAAGAAGAAGAAGAUGGAUUUGAAGAAAUUGGAGGAGGAAGACGAUGAGGAACAGUAGCAUUUUUUUUUGGGUGAGAAGCCCUAAACUUUUGCCGUGAAAGAAAGAUAAUUUUUUAUGAGAUUGAGAUUUGACUCGUAGCUCUCUUUGUAAUUUCUGAGCAAGAAUACAAGGGUCGUUUGAGCUUCUUCAUAUCAUAGUUCCUCAACAAGAUACUGCCUUUAUUUUUGUGGUCGGAUCCAAUCAUUGAUUGUUAUUAUUAAUACUUGCAAGUUUAGCAGUGGAAGCUCAGUUUUUGUCUCUGGUUACUGCGACAUAUUUGGGCAGGCAUGGCGAGUGAGUGCACUACCAAAGUUCGGCUAGUUAGAUGUCCAAAGUGUCGGUUGGUUCUUCCUGAGUUGCCUGAAUUUAAUGUGUACAAGUGUGGUGGAUGUGGCGCAACUCUCCAAGCAAAAAGUCGUGGUACCAGAAGUGUGGUAUCUAGUUUAAAUGUUGCUGAUGCUGCUCGGGAAAAUCAAACAAGCCGUGUUUGUGAAGAUAAAGAACCCGAAUCAGGUAAUAAAGAGGUUCUUCCUGGCCCAGAAGAAUGCUCUUCAUCCCAAAACAGUGAGAGGAAUCGAAGUAUAUCUGAGGAGUUUGAUGGUGAGCAGCUUGGGGUUGUGAAUCUACCUAGUGAAAAACAGAACAAUGGGGCUAAUCAUUUCAGCGAGUCUUCAGACUGUGAUGUUGAUGAAUCUGAAGCUUCCAGUGAAGUCGUUUCACCAACGGAGUUUGUUGAUAGUAAGAAUGAGGAGUUUGCUUGUCAGGAGAAGGAGAAUGAAGAGCUUACUAAUAACGAGGAGGAGGCGUUUGCUAGUAAUGAGAAUGAAGAGGUUGAACAAAAUGAGAACAAGGAGCUAGCUGAUAAUGAGGAUAAGAUUUUUCAUAAUGAGAUUGAGGAGUGUGAUUCUAGUGGAAAUGGGGAGCUUUUUCACAGUGAAAUUGAGAAAUUUGCUCAUAAUGAGAGUGAGGAGCUUGCUCACAAUGAUACCGAGGAAUUUCCUUGCAAUGAAAGUGAGGAAUUUGCUCAUAACGAGAGUGAGGACUUACCUUGUAAUGAAAAUGAGGACUUUACUCGGGAAGUUGCUCGUAAUGAGAUUGAGGAAUUCUCUCAAAAACAAAAUGAUGAAUGCACUCAAAACCAAAGUGAGAAUUUUUCUCGUAAGGAGAACGAGUCUUUAGCUUUGGUCGGAGUGGAUGUAGAUGUACCAGUCAAUGAUGAGAGCUCUCCAUUAGCAGAAGCAAAUACAGAAGACACCGGCAAGAAGAUUGUCCCUGAGUCUAAUAUCAGUAGCUCUAUUGCUGUCAACUAUGUGGCUACAAGUGAAAAUGGUUCAAGUCCCUCUUAUCAUACGGCUGUAAAAGAAAGGACUGCAUCCGAUUCUAUUAUAUCUUCUCCUAGUAAACUGAAACCACCCCGGAGAAGUGUUGAACAGCAUGGCUUUAGUCAUCCUAGGUCCAAAGAAUUCGACCCCAGCUCUGAGCUCAGUGGUACUUUCGGUGAUUUGUCCAAGUCCCCAACAAGAAGCUCUCAUGCAUACGAAGGCAGUAUCUCAUCUUACGAUGGAAUGGAUGAUCAAUUCCCUAACGACCAUUUGCCUUCAUUUGAAAAUGGUUACAAGGCUGAAAACUUUGGACAUUCUGAAGAACGUUCAAGAAGAGACAAAUUCCUGGCGCGACCUAUGAUGAAUGGUGAUUCUGAGUUGCAACAUCCAGCAAGGUCUUCCCGGUCAGACAAGAAUCAUACAAUGAAAAACAGCAAGUGGGGUCGAGAUGAAUUUCUAGAACCUGCAAGGCAUGAUCGAAGUGUUCGAAAUUGGAGAUUAGGGAGACAUGGACAUCAUCCAUCUAGUUCGGUUUUCGAACGAGUAAAUUCCCGAGCUAGCUAUCAGAAUGGGCGUCCUUCCGGUCAAUUCCACGAUGAGUUUCACCGCAACUCCAGCUUUCAGUCGCAUGAGUGGUCUGAGGAUCCUGAACAAGUCAAGAUGAAAUUGUUGGCAUUAGUUCUUGAUCAGCUUAAUAAAACCCAUUUGCAUGAUAAUGAGAACGAGGGGAUUUCAGGACUCCCUGCAAAUGCAAGAUACAACCGCAGGUACCAUAAUUAUGAAGCUCCUAUGGAGGAACGUCUUAAUCCUCCAAAUUAUCCUAGAUACUCUGGAGGAUAUAGCACUGGAAGCAACAGUUCUUAUCGGCGUAGGUUCAAGAAGAUACCUUUUUCAGGUGAGGCAACUAGCAGUAGUAGUCACCAAUUUGAUCCCUCCUGUUCCCAUUGCUGUCCACCAAAAUGGCAGCGCUCAGCUCAGCUACCUCCACCCUCACAUUACAACAAUAGCGGGCCAUGCAGAACCCAUCCUGGUCACAACUACUGCACAUGCUAUAGCUCUUGCCCACCAAGCCCUCAGUGGAGUAUGGAUUCUGAAUAUCCUCCGUGGGGACGUGAAAUGCAGUCUGAUGAUCAGCGGCGGAGAAGUCAAGACCUGACAAAUUAUUUGAGGGAGAAACAACGUCCACAACGUCUAGCCAAGCGCCAUUUCCGGCCCUUUGCAGGUGGAGCCCCUAUCAUGGUUUGUUACAAGUGCUCUAAAAUCCUGCAGAUACCUGCAGAUUUUUUCCUCUUUAAAAAGAAGUGCCAUCGGUUGAGGUGUGGUGCUUGUUCGGAGGUACUUAAGUUUUCACUGCAUAAUGGAUCUCGUUUGGUUCGUUAUGAAGCUAAUGUUAUUGACCCUCCACCACCAAGUGAAGCCGAGGAUUAUGGUGACGAUAUAGAUAGGAGAAGUAUGGCUUCAUCUUCUCAAACUCCACUUACCGGUCCUGUGACAUGUUCUGAUGAUUGUGGACUCUCUUACUGCAAAAGCUGCUCCACCACACCUUUUCACACACCGAGUGGAAGCACAGUUGACAAGAGAAUGUCACAAGAUUCUUUUGAUCUUUCGAGGGAUAGAGUGGAGUUCAUUCCCACACAGUCUCAAGGAAAAAAUAAGUCCAAAAAUGAAUUCUCUGGGCCUUCCCCUAACACACCCAGGUCACAAAAUUUCUCGUCAGAAAUUGAGGAGCUGCCACAAAGAUCAACUUCACCACUUCAUCGACUCAUGGGAUACUCUUCUCCGAGUGACGUGAUAUUUGGGUCAGUUACAUCUGGUCGAGGGACAGGUACUUCAUACUCUACGCAGAAAGAAAAGCGAGCCAAGAACUGAAAGAUUUACUACUCAACUUGCUGUAGUGGAAGAUUUUGUAUCUAGUUCUUGUGGACUAUGGCUUUUGGGAAUUCGAAUGGAGCCAGGGUUUCUUCUGCCGACUACAUUUGGGUGAACUGACACGUUGUGAUUUUUACUAAGAAGUGCAAGACGUGAUAAAUGAGUUAAAGAAAGAGUUUCAAUUUUGUAUAUACAAAUGCGCUAGAGACUCCGAUUUAAUUUAUUUGUUUGUGUAUAAUAAUUGUUAAUUACACUUACAUCCUUUAUAGUGUAAAUGAUACUUUCUUGUUUUCUGUUCAUGAACAGUUUGUUUAUGGUUUUAAGUUACCAAUGAGAACUGACAGUAUAGAUGCUACCAUCCUACUUUCAUAUAAUGAAGCAGGUUGUCGCAACUUUAUUUUUUU